CACAUAUUUAAUAUUUUAUAAUAUUAAAUCUGUUAAUCCCCCAGGUGACCCAGUAAAGUCCUGAGAGAUUAACAGAUGCCUUUCAUGCUACAAGAGCUACUUUUAUGCCCCAGUCUGGAGGACUGCAAAUAUAUAACUCCCCAUCAUGCCCACUGAUUGAUAUGUCCGGACUCCUUGUCCUAUCAAAUUUCCCUCCCAUGAGCUAUGCAGAUAAGUCAGAGAAGAUGUGGGUUUCUUGUCCUCACCACUUUGCUUGGUGCAAAACUGUUCUUUUUCUAUUUUUUUGUUAGAUGCUGCAGACAGCUGUGCAAUUGUCUGAUAAAGAACGUGGACAACCUUCUGAUGUCAGCAGUUUAGUACCUUGUGGAGAAGUGGUUGGUUGCUUAGCUGUUUGUGUGAAGUUAUGCAAAAAUUUUACAUCAAAAUUUGACGUACAGCAAAACACAAACUUGCUUCUGCGCAUGACUGUUAAUGGAAUCAUGAAAUGCACGAAUCCACAAAUUCUCAAAGUGCACCAGAGGAGCUACUUAAAGGAUGUUACAGUUAACUUUGGAGAUGUGAAAUAUUUCUCUAUACAGGUUCCAAGGCAGCAACAGGAUAUGCAAAAUAAGAUUAUUUUAGAAUUAGUAGAAUUUCAGAGUCCAAAAGAAUUUCCAAAACUGCUGGGGUAUGCAACAGCACACCUUUAUGAAGUUAUUCAGAGAAGCCAUUUCACUGAAACACUGACCAUGAGGAAUAGAAACAUAGUUGUCUGCACUUUGCAAGUGGAGUUUACAUUCUGCUAUGGAAGUUUUGGAUAUGGUUACUCACACCAGUUGAAACAGCCUGAACCAGAACUUCAGAAGACUAUUAAACGUUCCAUGUUUCUUCGGAUUCCACCACUGAAAGACAGAAGGGAUUGUCAAAGUAGUGUCACCACAGCACAGUUCCUGGGAUAUCCAGCAUUCUUAUCUCCAGAUCAGAGUAUGGCAGACGGAACUGUUGAGAGAGAAAUUUCUUCACCUGGUGUAUCCUCAAAGGGCUUAGGCAUACUUCAGAAUGGUCUGAAAAAGAUUCCACCUCAAAACAGACUGGAAAAAAUGAAAAAUGAAUAUCGGGCACUAAAAACCUGGGAGAAAAAAGCUGAGUAUUUAGAUGAACUCAUCAUGAAAAAGGGACCUAAAAUGACCACAGGACAGCAUAUGGCAUUUCACUUCAAAGAAAUGGAUGAAAAGAGGCAAAAAACUUCUGGGGAAAGAAGCAGAACAUUAAUGGGUUUGGAAAACAUUACACAUGAUAAACAAUCUCUGAUUAUUUUUUCCUUAUCUGAAGUUGAUUCAGAGUUACAGGGAGAGGAUCUGUGUAAAACAGAGACUAAAUUGAAAGGUUAUUCAAAUCUGUCCUUCAGAAUUUCGGAGCAAGUACUGAAAACUACAGAAAAAAUGCAUCGUGGUGAUUCCUCAGAAUAUGCAGAAUCUGACCCAAAACUUCAGCCUCUUCCUGCAGUGGUUAUAACAUCCACAUCAAGUGUUUCUCAAAAAUCAUUAAUUAGGAACCCAAAGGAACAUUUGGAAAGGACAUCUUCAGUUUGUUUCAAACCUAUGGACUCAGAAUAUGUUAUUGCUGUAGUUCCAGACUGGGAAAUAGAACUGAGAAGAAAACCUAACACAGAAAAAAUAAGGGUUCUGGAACCAACUAAAGCUGACCUUAUACAUUUAGAAGAUCAUCCAGUAAUACAUUCUCAGGAUUUUGCCUCUGGUAUUUCAGAGAGAGCACGUAUCAGUCCCCAGGUUUCAGUGACUUCUGAAAGUGUACCAGUGAUCAUCGUAAGUGAGCCAUCAGGUAAAACAGCCAAAAAGUUGCAGCAGUUUCCUCUUAAAGAGAUUGAAUACCAGCAACCUGUUCUUAGUGGGGACAAAUUUGAACCUUUUUUGAGACAUAUAGGUAGAACACAAUCAACUGUAUAUGAAAGGAAAGAAGCUGGGCUGGAAGCACCUAUUUUCAGUGUUCUGGAAAACAAACUUCUCUGUGCGGAUGUCAAAGAGGAAGAAGACCAGGAUCCACCUAUUGGAACACCUUCAAGAAAAGCAGCAAGUAGUUCAGAUGUUGAGUUAAGCAAGAGUUGUCAGCGCCUUUCCAUAUUACAACUUAUAGAAUCAAAGAUUAAAUUAGAAGAGGAGCAGCAAGAUCUUUCUUUACUAAAUGUUAAAGAACCAUUAUUGUUGACUAUAAAUACAAAUUUGCCUGAAAAAUGGCAAGAGAAGAGACUUUCAGAAACAGAAAUAAUGCAUCCAAACAUAUUUUUAAACAAUGCUCUUGAAGACUUUCUUGUAGACAGACUUAUAAAUAUAAUAACAUUAAAAUCUGUAUUAAGCAGUAGUCUUGGCGAGAUGAUCUCAGAGAGACUUUCAGAAAUAAUGGUAGACACAAAGACAGAAUUGGAGGAAGAGUACCAGAAUCUACAACGUUUUGUGGAUGGAUCACCAGUUGUUUUGGAGAGAGAUUUACUUGAAAAGGGACAGAAUUAUUACAGGCUUUCUGAACCAGACACAAUAAGUUUAAAAUCAGUUUUAAGUCAGAACUUGCAGGAUCGUCUCAUAGAGAGAUUUUCUGAAACAGGAAUAAUCACAGACUUGGAGUUAGGGAAGCAGCACCAGAAUCUGCCAUUUCAAGAAAUAAAAGAUAUGGUUGGGGACAUGGAUUUAGAUGAGAAAACACAUAAUUAUGAAAAGACAGCCUCAGAACCUGAAGUAGUAGAUCUGAAACCUGUUUUAAAACAAAAUCUGCAAGAUUUUGCCAGAGAGAGGCUUUUAGAAUUGGGUUUAAUGCUAAGCAAUGAUGAGAGACAACCAAAAUUUGAGGCAGAGUCAUCUGAGAAAAGCAAAGAUCAGUCUGGAAAACAGUAUUCAGAAACAGACAUAAGAAUAAUAAAAUCUUUAAGUGAAAACCUACAGGAUCUUCCAGAUGAGAGACUUUUAGAAUCAGGAUUAAUAAAAGUCACUGAAUUAGAGCAUGAAUGCCCAAAUUUGACUUCUCAGUUUUUUAAAGACAAACAAUCAAUAGAUGAGAAAAGGACAAAAUGUUUUAAGAAGAAGUCUUUCAAAACAGAAAAAAUAAAAAUAGAAUCUGCUCUAAGUCAGAAUCUACAAGACCAUAUGUCAGAAAGUUGCUCAGAAAGAGGGAUGGACACAGAAAUUAAGUUAGGAAAAGAGCAAAAGAAUGAGUCAUUGCAGAUAAUCAAAGUAAGAUUGCCAGUGGAUUUGGAGACAGAGGUACCUAGGAGAGAGGAAGAUCAUCACAAGCAAAGGCUUACAAAAUCAGAAAUAAAUUCAAAAUCUGCUUCAGACAAAACUCUCCAAGAUACUUUCAUAGAAAAACUUUUGGAAACAGAAAUAAUGAGUCUAAAGACUUUUUUAAAUCAGUGCCUCCAGGAGAAGCUCUCUGAGACAAGAUUAGUUACAGAGGAGGAGUUAGAAAAUGUACAACAGAACCACUCCUUGCACCACAUUGCAGAAAGACAACCUAGAGUAACAGAAACAGAUUUACCUGAUAUAGGACAAGUUCGUCCUAGUGAAAGUCUUGCUAAACAACAUAUAAUAAAAGGAAGACCUAUUUUAAAUGGAAAUAUACAAGACUUUCUACUAGAGGCACUCUCACAAAGGGAAAUCAUGCAUCUAAAGUCAAUUUUAAGCAAAAAGAUCCAAAAUCAUCUUAUAAAAAGAUUCUCGGAAAUAGGGGUAAUCACAGAGGAAGAGUUAAGAAAGAUAUACCAGAGUUUGUUUGUGUUGAGAGCCAAUGAAAGACUGUCAAAUGCUAUGGAGGUAAAUUUACCCAAGGAAGAGCAAAGUCUAAGAACAAAAUCUCUCUCAACCAAAAACCUUCAAGAUAAACUUUCAGAAACACAGCUUGUAGAACUGAAAUCUCUCUUAAACAAGAUUAUGAAAGAAGGUUGUAAAGACAGGCUUUCUGAAACAGAAGUAAAAAGUCUGAAAUCUGUUUUAAGCACUAGCUUUCAAGACCUUCCUGUAGAAAAUAUUUCAGUGGAAUUAGAAAGCACAUACCAGAAUAUAUCUUUGAAAAAUGGUGAAGGGAAACCACUUACAGUAACUGAUAAAAAUGUAUUUGAGAGCAGGCAAGAUCAUGCAGCAGAGAAUCUUGAUAAAAUGUCCAUAAUAAAUGAAAAGCCCAUUUUAAGAAAAGAGAAGUGUAAACUUCCUGUAGAUAAUAUUUCAGAACAGGUGUGUGCAGUGGUUAAUCUAAACAAAGAAACCCAAACUAAUAGUUUAGGAACCUUUCCACAAAAAGGAAAAAAUUGUUUUGAAAGAGAAACUCAAGUUUUACAAAGUUGUCUCAGUAAUACAGAGAAAACAUAUUCAAAACUGGAUUUUGAAAAAGCAUUAAAACCAAAGCACUCUGAUGACUCUUUGAGAGGAACACCUGAAACAGUAGCCCCAACUUCCUUUUUAAGUUCUCAUGAUACUGAAGUCCAAACAGAGCUUAAGGAAUAUCUCUCCAAGUCAAUGUUCUCCUUUCCCGCAAGCCCUCCAACAUUUAUCUUUUUACGUUCAGACUCUGAGGGAGCAGGAAAACCACCACACAAGUCUUGUGGAAAAGCAAAAGGUAAAAAAAAACAUAUUAAUAAAGUUUCUAGAAAGUGUACUGUGCCACAUCAAGGACAAGUAGUAAUGGGUAUGCAAUUUAAGGAGGAGAAACAAACUGAUUUGAAUAAGUCUAAAGAAGGCUUAAAGGGAAAACACAAAAAACAUCCUGAACCAGCUUCUUUCAUACUGGGUGUUUCAGGAUCCAAGAAAGAUUCAAAAUGUUCUAUGUUAUCCUAUACUUUAAAUAAAGAAAACUCAAAACAGAAAGCAGAGCAAGAAAAAAGGCAUGACGGUAGAUCAAAGAAAUUGCUUAGCAAGUCUAUUAAGGUACCAUCAGCCACUAUGUCUGAACAACAGCUCAAGCGCUCUGCAAACAUGGUUCAAGAAGAAUCAUCUCCGAGUUCCUUUCCAAGACCUUGGCGUGCAAAGAAAAACAUAUCUCAUUGUACAGACAGAGAAGAUUUAGACAUGGAACUAUUUAAGCAUCUUGAAAAAGCUGUAAAAAGGGCGCUGCGUGAUUUAGGAAAGGCUCCAGAAGACAGCACAUGCCAGCCAUUACAUUCUGUAAGACCACAUACUGCUCCAGAUAUUUGUAAUCCAACUGAAGAGACCUCUAAAGCACAGCCUGCUUGCUCUUGCACAUCUUCUUUAGAUUCUUUUGUUGGUGAAGAUACAGGACAUAUGACCAGCUCAGAAUCUGAAUACUUGGACAGUCCAGUGGAGCAGGUAGAAAUAUAACUCCUGAUAAGUGGGAAGUUGUUUCUAAAGUUCUUCAAAAAAUAUUACAGCAAAACUGGAAACCUAAGACGGAUAGUUAAGCAAGUCAGCAGGCUUCAUGCAGACAGUUGAUAUGGCUAAAACAAGCCUUAUUUUUAAGUCUUGCUCAGGGGCAAUAUUUCAUCUGCCUAUUUUUUCAGUGGUAAAUAAACAAACGUUCUUCUUGCA
Gavialis gangeticus (Gharial) is the source of this 5525-nucleotide messenger RNA. It is a transcript of the gene CATSPERT, whose product is annotated as amyotrophic lateral sclerosis 2 chromosome region candidate 11. Bases 291 to 5318 code for a protein of 1675 amino acids. NCBI's taxonomy places the organism in Eukaryota, Metazoa, Chordata, Crocodylia, Gavialidae. The record is from RefSeq and is a predicted model, not a curated record. The transcript is spliced from 16 exons.